AUGAGGAACGUGUUGCUGGAUGUGAAGUUUGUUUUAGAAAUUCCCCCAAAUGAAAAUGGCCAAUGUGUUAGUUAUCAUGAUCCUUAUUAUUUUCAUGCCAAGAUUCUUAUCAAUGGAAAACUCAUCAAUGACAUAUGGGUUAGGGAUGAGGAUCCAACAGAGACACAGGAAACUCGUAUGUGGCUCAAAUGUAUUCCAUUAUCGGAUUUGAAUCCGCAAGGGAAAGGAAGAAAGACGCCAAUGCAGCAGGGUAAUACUAAUACGUAUAGAUUUCAAGUAAUAUUUAACUUCCCAGACCCAGAUGGAGGGCCGAUAGGCUUUAAAAGCUGGGGGGUUCACCUAUUAGGCCACCAGGUACAGGUUGACGAUGAUGAUACAACGACGAUGAAUGAAUCAACGACUAGUGUUGGGAAGAAGAGGCCUCGUGGAUCAGAAGAAGAGCAAUGGCUUUGCUCAUCAUCUUCAGAACCAACGGAUCAGCCAAAGCAGAGACAUAUUGAUAUUGAUGAGGACCAAAAGUACGUAAAUUGA
Prunus armeniaca (apricot) is the source of this 531-nucleotide messenger RNA. NCBI's taxonomy places the organism in Eukaryota, Viridiplantae, Streptophyta, Magnoliopsida, Rosales, Rosaceae. The record is from the annotation of a GenBank genome assembly.